Molecule: messenger RNA, 1227 nt
Organism: Clonostachys byssicola
Lineage: Eukaryota; Fungi; Ascomycota; Sordariomycetes; Hypocreales; Bionectriaceae
Source: the annotation of a GenBank genome assembly
AUGGCAGAAUCUAAGUUGAACGUCAUUGUUGUUGGCUCGGGACUCGCAGGUCUGGCUGCUGCCAGUGUGCUUCGAGUCCAUCACAAUGUCACUGUCUAUGAGCGCGGCAGCCCGAACGUCGCAACUGGUGGACAGGGCAUUGUAUUGUACCCCAACGGGAUCAAGAUACUGAACUCGGUUGGGUUUGAUGGCUCUCGCGCUGGUGGCGUACCCUGCCACGGGUAUCGUAUGCUUGACAAGGAUGGAAAGCUACUGGAGGACAUCCCAAUUGACUUCAAGGGUCGUUGGGGAGCCGACAUGUUGAUGAUGAAGCGCUCCGAUUUUCGCGAUGAGCUUAUGCGUCUCGCAACUACGCCGGCGACAGAGCCUGGCAUCAAAGGAGAACCGGCGCAGCUAGUUUUUAAUACUAGUGUGGUUGACCUUGACCCCGAGGCCGGUACUAUCUGUUUUGCGGAUGGCUCGGUGGUGAAGGGCGAUGUUAUCAUUGUUGCUGACGGUAUCCAUUCCACCCUCCGCGAGCGCAUCACAAAGACUAAAGGCCACGUUCCUAAGAAGACCGGGCUGACGCUCUUUCGUGUCGCUGUUUCGACCAAAGAUGCCCAGGAGGCAGGAGGCAGCUUGCCCGAAUGGUGGGAUGAUGGAAAAGACGAAAACCGUCUAAACAUUAUGCAGCUCGAUGAUCCCCUAAGAAUCAUUGCAAAUUAUCCCAUUCGCCAAAAGAGCUAUCGCAACUUGAGUUGCCUUUUCCCGAUGCAUGAAGCCAGACAAGGCAUUCUCGAGACUUGGUAUAAGGACGGCGAUAAGGAGGAGAUGCUGCAAACGUUUGAUGGAUUUGACGAGAAAACCCGUAAGAUCCUCAGCAUAGCUACAGAAGUCAAAGUGUGGGAUCUCGAAGAACUGGACACCCUCCCCAAUUGGCAUCGCGGACGGGCCCUGGUGAUCGGCGAUGCUGCCCAUGCCAUGACACCACUGCAGGGCCAGGGGGCCAAUAUGGCUAUAGAGGAUGCCGAUAGCCUCCGACUUCUUCUACCUGGAAUGUCUCGGGCGGAGAUUGAGUCUGCUCUUCAAAAGAUCGACAGCAUCCGGCGCCCACGCGCAGCAAAAGUCUUGCAGGACACUCGAAAGCAGACGAAGAGUACGACCUUGCAGGACAGAUUGGCCACAAUGGACUACAACUGCAGUUACAACGGGAUCUAUGAAGCCCUUGAGGAGGCAUUGUCUUCAUAG